Molecule: messenger RNA, 2016 nt
Organism: Phragmites australis (common reed)
Lineage: Eukaryota; Viridiplantae; Streptophyta; Magnoliopsida; Poales; Poaceae
Product: probable 3-ketoacyl-CoA synthase 20
Exons: 2
Coding region: 226-1773 (515 amino acids)
Biological process (GO): fatty acid biosynthetic process
Cellular component (GO): membrane
Molecular function (GO): acyltransferase activity, transferring groups other than amino-acyl groups
Source: RefSeq, a predicted model, not a curated record
UGGCGCUGCUGUGCUGUGCAUGCAUGCCAAUGUUAAUGCGCUCGCAACUUGGCACUGCCCUCCCCAUCACCUACCUGCUGCUGCUCGGCAUUAACCCCUUCUUCUCCAACCCUAUAAAUCCACAGUCACCAUUGCUCACACUCCAUCGAUCGAUUGCCAUUGGAGCACAGCUAGCUAGCUUGAGGUGGUGGUAGUCUUGGUUUACCUCCUCGCAAGCUAGCGAUAAUGGGUAGGGAAGUGUUCGCGGCGCCGGCGCAGGCGAAGGCGGUGUACCACCGGCUCAUCGGCCACCUCCCGGUUCUCGUCGCCGCCGCGGCGCUCGUGCUCGUUGCGCCGCGGCUGUCGGCGCUGACGACGACGCCAGCGGCGAUGCUGGUGGCGCAGGGCCUCCUGAAGGAGCUGGCCGCCCGCGGCGCCGGCGCCGGAGUCAGCGCGCCGGCGGUGUCGGUGGCCGUGUGGGCCGCCGCGGUGGCGGCGUGGGCGUACGCCGUGUCGCGCCCGCGCCCCGUGUACCUCGUUGACCUGUCCGGGUACCGGGCCGGCGCGGCGCACGAGGCGUCCCGCGCCAAGACGAUCGCGCACUUCGGCCGCUGCGGGCGGUUCAGCGAGGAGAGCAUGGCGUUCCAGAAGCGGAUGCUGGAGCGGUCGGGCCUGGGGGAGAAGACGCACUUCCCGACGUCGCUCAUCAGCGUCCCCGUCGACAUGUGCCUCCGCACGGCGAGGGAGGAGUCCCACGCCGUCAUCUUCGGCGUCGUCGACGAUGUGCUCCGCAAGGCCGCCGUGGGGCCCCGGGACGUCGGCGUGCUCAUCUUCAACUCCAGCCUGCUCAGCCCCACGCCGUCCUUCACCUCGCUCAUCGCCAACCGCUACGGGAUGCGCCACGACGUCGUCAGCCACAACCUCAGCGGCAUGGGGUGCAGCGCCGGCAUCAUCGCCAUCGACCUCGCCAAGCGAUUGCUCCAGGUGCACCCGGACACGUACGCGCUGGUGGUGAGCACGGAGAACAUCACGCUCAACGCGUACAUGGGCAACAACCGCCCGAUGCUGGUGACCAACACGCUCUUCCGCGUCGGCGGCGCCGCCAUCCUCCUCUCCAACCGCCGCGCCGACCGGGCGCGCGCCAAGUACCAGCUCAUCCACACCGUGCGCACCCACCGCGGCGCGCACGACCAGAGCUUCUCCUGCGUCACGCAGGAGGAGGACGACGCGGGCCGCGUCGGCGUCUCCCUCUCCAAGGAGCUCAUGGUAGUCGCCGGCGAGGCCCUGCGCACCAACAUCACCACGCUGGGCCCGCUCGUCCUGCCCAUGUCGGAGCAGCUCCGGUUCCUCGCCACCGUGGUCCUGACGCGCGUCUUCCGCGCCAAGGUCCGCGCCUACCUGCCCGACUUCAAGCUGGCCUUCGAACACUUCUGCAUCCACGCCGGCGGCCGCGGCGUGCUGGACGAGCUAGAGCGCAGCCUCAAGCUCAGCCCGUGGCACAUGGAGCCGUCGCGGAUGACGCUCUACAGGUUCGGGAACACGUCCAGCAGCUCGCUGUGGUACGAGCUCGCCUACUGCGAGGCCAAGGGGAGGAUCGCCAAGGGCGACCGCGUGUGGCAGAUCGCGUUCGGGUCCGGGUUCAAGUGCAAUAGCGCGGUGUGGAAGGCGCUCCGGACGGUGGACGGCGGCGAGGAGGGCAACACGUGGACGCCGGAGCUGGACGGGUUCCCCGUCGACGUGCCCAGGGUGUCGCCCAUCGACGAGACCACGUACAAGUUCCCAGACAAAAGCUAAUUUGGCUCCUGAUCGAUCAGGAGCGCACGUUUACAUGCAUGGUUUAAUCAAGAAGCAGCGCCAUUAUUGCCAAGCUUGAUGAUUGUGAUGGGCCACCGUUAGGGCUUGAUUCGGUUACUAUUUGCCAUGGUUUUUCAUGUAUAUUAAUCUCUUCGAACUUGCGAGGAAUCCAUUUCGAUCGACCCAUGUACAACAUUUGGUCCUAGCAGCUGUCGAUCGAUCCAUGUUUGUUUUUUAUUUUAA